UCAUUCAGUCAUUUAUCAGUCUGACAGAAUGGAGCUGUGGACACUCCGUAUGAUGAUCUUGCUUAUUUCAUUUAUCCACGUUGGACAAGCUCAAGAAAGACCAAAAGCUGUUGUGAUCCUGCAGCCUGAUGGAGAGAUAUUCAGUGGACAGUUGGUCACUUUAACAUGUGAAAUACGAGGACAUGCAGACACUGUAGAUGUGGAGUGGAUAUACAACUGGUAUAAAGAUGGUAUCCUACUUUUCGCCCUUGUUGAGCACAAGUAUUAUUCAUUUACUGCUGUAAAGUCUUUCAGUGGUAAAUUCUCCUGCAGAGGACAGACAAAAAGUAACUCACAAACUUCAGAGACCAGCCCUGCUGUUACACUCACUGUGUCAGAAAAACCUAAACCUGAACUCACAUCAGACCGUAAAGGAGCUGCACUGACAGGAAACUUAGUGACUCUUUACUGUACACUGACACCACAGUCUGCUGGAUGGAAGUUUUACUGGAUCAAACCCACACAGAGCUCUGAGACUGAGACUAAAACACACCAGUACAUCAUCAGUUCAGUUAGAGUCUCUGAUGGAGGUCAGUACAGGUGCAGAGCUGGAAGAGGAAACCCAGUCUACUACACAGUCUACAGUGAUGAACUCUGGGUAAAUGUUAUUGAGAGUCCUAAAGCUGUGGUGACCAUAAAGCCUGACAAACAUGUGUUCAGAGGAGAGACUGUGACUCUCAGGUGUGAAUUACAGGGAGGAGGAGACACUGAGUGGACAUACAGCUGGUAUAAAGAUGACCAAAUCUACAGAGACCACAAAACCCAGGAGUUCAGUCUCAACUCAGUUAGAAAUGAACACAGUGGUAAAUACACCUGCAGAGGGAGGAGACGCAGUGACUAUCAGAGCUCAGAGAUCAGUGAUGCUGUUACUCUCACUUUAUCAGAAAAACCUAAACCUGAACUCACAUCAGACCAUAAAGGAGCUGCACUGACAGGAAACUUAGUGACUCUGUCCUGUACACUGAAGCUGCAGUCUGCUGGAUGGAAGUUUUACUGGAUCAAACCCACACAGAGCUCUGAGACUGAGACUGAAACACACCAGUACAUCAUCAGUUCAGUUAGAGUCUCUGAUGGAGGUCAGUACAGGUGCAGAGCUGGAAGAGGAAACCCAGUCUACUACACAGACUACAGUGAUGUACUCUGGGUAAAUGUUAUUGAGAGUCCUAAAGCUGUGGUGACCAUAAAGCCUGACAAACAUGUGUUCAGAGGAGAGACUGUGACUCUCAGGUGUGAAAUACAGGGAGGAGGAGACACUGAGUGGACAUACAGCUGGUAUAAAGAUGACCAAAUCUACAGAGACCACAAAACCCAGGAGUUCAGUCUCAACUCAGUUAGAAGUGAACACAGUGUUAAAUACACCUGCAGAGGGAGGAGACGCAGUGACUAUCAGAGCUCAGAGAUCAGUGAUGCUGUUACUCUCACUGUAGCAGAAAAACCUAAACCUGAACUCACAUCAGACCUUAAAGGAGCUGCACUGACAGGAAACUCAGUGACUCUGUCCUGUACACUGAAGCUGCAGUCUGCUGGAUGGAAGUUUUACUGGAUCAAACCCACACAGAGCUCUGAGACUGAGACUGAAACACACCAGUACGUCAUCAGUUCAGUUAGAGUCUCUGAUGGAGGUCAGUACAGGUGCAGAGCUGGAAGAGGAAACCCAGUCUACUACACAGACUACAGUGAUGUACUCUGGGUAAAUGUUAUUGAGAGUCCUAAAGCUGUGGUGACCAUAAAGCCUGACAAACAUGUGUUCAGAGGAGAGACUGUGACUCUCAGGUGUGAAAUACAGGGAGGAGGAGACACUGAGUGGACAUACAGCUGGUAUAAAGAUGACCAAAUCUACCAAGACCUCAAAACCCAGGAGUUCAGCUUCAGGAGUUCAGUUAUAAAUGAACACAAGGGUAAAUACACCUGCAGUGGGAGGAGACGCAGUGACUAUCAGAGCUCAAAGAUCAGUGAUGCUGUUACUCUCACUUUAUCAGAUGUAGCAGAGACAGUAAUGACUGUGUCUCCACUGAUCUGGCUGACUGAAGGAGAUUCAGUGACUCUAAGCUGUGAGGUUAAACACUCCUCUACAGGCUGGACAUUCAGCUGGUACAAAGAUUUUCUCUCAAGAAACAGAAAGGGUUCCCUCAGGCCCAGAACAUCGCUCCUAUCAGACAGCAGCAGAGGAUCUGGAGGCUCCUACACUCUCAGUCCUGUUACUCUGAAUCACACAGGAGUUUAUGUUUGCAGAGCUGAGAGAGGAUUCCUUCACACACAGUACAGCAAAACACAGCCGCUGUGGGUCACUGGUGAAUCUCCUCCAGGGUCUCUGAUCGUCAGACCGAGCAGAACUCAACACUUUACUGCUGACUCUCUCUCACUGAGCUGUGAGGACCAGAGUAACUCUACUGGAUGGACAGUGAGAGGAUACAGUUACACUGAGACAUUCGUCGAUUGUUCAUCAGUUUCAGGAUCUACAUGUAACAUCAGCUCCCUCUCUACUUCACACACUGGUGUUUAUUGGUGUCAGUCUGUAUCUGCAGGAUGCAGUAAUUCUGUUAACAUCACAGUGCACAAUGGUGCUGUGAUCCUGGACAGUCCUGUACAUUCUGUGACUGAGGGACAUCUUAUGACUUUACGCUGUUUAUUUCGCAACAAAAAGAUCCCAGGUUCUGGUGUUGAUUUCUAUAAAGAUGAUUCCAUCCUUCACUCCCAGACUACAGGAGAGAUGACCAUCAGUAGUGUCGCAAAGUCUGAUGAAGGUUUCUACCACUGUAAACACCCAGAGAGAGGAGAGUCACCGAAAAGCUGGGUUUCAGUCAGAGGAGCUUCAGUGUCAGUGCUCAAACUGAUCAGCAGUCUAGUGACAGUUUCUGUGUAUCUGCUGCUGACCAUCAUUCUGGCAGUGAAAUGUUUCAGAGCUCGAGUUCAGGCUGAUGAAGACACCCAGAAUGCUGUUAUUGAGGAGUGAACAAAAAAAAUCAGAUUUUAGGAUUGUGAAAUAAUUUUGAUGUCUCACAUUUAAAUACUUACUACCAGAUGUUUUUUUCCCUGAAGUUUUCACACCUCUUCAUGGGGUUAUGAAUUAUAUUAAUGCAGUGUACAUUAAAAUUAACUAGAUAUUAAGAUCACAUCUUUAAUUCAUCUCUACUCUCUAUCUAGUUAUAUUCAUCUUCAUAUAACUGGGUAAAAUAUUUUAUAGAUUAAGUAAACUUAUUAAAAUUUUGUACAGAUGCCAUUGGCAAACAGAAUAUCAUCUAUGUACAUUGUUAACUAACUCUGAUCACUGAGGACAGGUGAGGAGGUUUAUUGUUAGUUUAUCAUUAUAGUUCAUGAUUAAAUGAUCUGACACAAAAAAACAAA
Messenger RNA from Tachysurus vachellii, 3384 nucleotides. Its product is annotated as Fc receptor-like protein 5. Bases 29 to 2992 code for a protein of 987 amino acids. Gene Ontology annotation, molecular function: transmembrane signaling receptor activity. The transcript is spliced from 14 exons. NCBI's taxonomy places the organism in Eukaryota, Metazoa, Chordata, Actinopteri, Siluriformes, Bagridae. The record is from RefSeq and is a predicted model, not a curated record. Gene Ontology annotation, biological process: cell surface receptor signaling pathway.